AAAAUCCUCAAAUUAUUAUCCAAUGGUCUCCCAUAACAACGCAGUCCCACAAAGCAAGUGGAAGAAGCAAUGGACUAACAGAGUCAAAUUGUUCUUCGAUGGUCCAGCUAAGGCUAAGAAGAGACAAGAAUUGAGAAUCAAGAAGGCUAAGAAUGUCUUCCCAAGACCAACCGAAUUGUUGAGACCUGUUGUCAGACUCUCCGGAAGAAGAUAUAACAGAAGAGUUGCUUUGGGUAGAGGUUUCUCUGUUGAAGAAUUGAAGCAAGCUGGUAUUCCACUCCAAUUCGCAAAGACUGUUGGUAUUGCUAUUGACACCAGAAGAAAGGAUUUGAGCGAAGAAAGACUCCAAGCUAACGUCCAAAGACUCCAAGAAUACAAGCAAAGAGUUGUUUUGUUCCCAAGAAAGAAGGGUACCGUUAAGAAGGGUCCAAUUGCUGAUGCUCAAGUUGCUAAGGCUGAAUCUCAAGUCAGAGGUACCGUCCUCCCAGUCAAGAGAGAAGUCGCUGUUGUUGAAACCAGAGAUAUUUCUGCUCAAGAAAAGGAAUCAUCAGCUGUUAAGUCUAUUGUCAAGGCCAGAAAGUCCAUCAAGCAAUUCUCUUAUCUCCAAAAGAAGAAGAAUAAGGCUGUUGUUGCUACCCCAGCUGGUGCCGUUGUUGCUGACGAAUAAAUUUAUAAAUAAAACACAAACAAAAAUUUCAAAAA
This is a messenger RNA of Naegleria gruberi, 702 nucleotides long. RefSeq names its product 60S ribosomal protein L13. NCBI's taxonomy places the organism in Eukaryota, Heterolobosea, Eutetramitea, Acrasida, Naegleriidae. The transcript is spliced from 2 exons. Gene Ontology annotation, cellular component: ribosome; cytosolic large ribosomal subunit. Bases 23 to 667 code for a protein of 214 amino acids. Gene Ontology annotation, biological process: translation. Gene Ontology annotation, molecular function: RNA binding; structural constituent of ribosome. The record is from RefSeq and is a predicted model, not a curated record.